Messenger RNA from Vitis riparia (riverbank grape), 2233 nucleotides. RefSeq names its product O-fucosyltransferase 7. The transcript has 12 exons. Bases 223 to 1830 code for a protein of 535 amino acids. Gene Ontology annotation, cellular component: cytoplasm. NCBI's taxonomy places the organism in Eukaryota, Viridiplantae, Streptophyta, Magnoliopsida, Vitales, Vitaceae. The record is from RefSeq and is a predicted model, not a curated record.
GAAGAUGUAAUUUCUCCCAUCAUUAAAAAAAGAAAAAAAAGGAAAAAGAAGAAGAAAGCCUAAAAGCAUUAAACCAACGCCGAGCGCGGUGGGGGGACGCGAGAGAAAGAAAUCGAAACAGACCACCACCGACUCGUUCAGCAGUGAACAGACAGGAGGAGGAAGAAAAACGGGAAGGAAGUUGAAGAGGAAUGCUCUAGUGAGUUGUGGAGAGAGAAAAAGAUGCAGAAACGAAGCAGGUGGAGGGGAUUGGUGGUGCUGAGGAGGUUGUUGAUAGGGGCCAUAUGUUCGAUAGCAGCGGUGGCUCUGCUCUCUGUACACGUACACGUUUUCCUUUCAUCCAAAGUCCCGGACUUCUCCGACUCCUAUAAGCUACCCACGCAACAUGAAAUUGGGUUCCAGAGGUUGAGCACCGAGCGAAAAUGGGUACAAGAGUUGGCUCCACCCCAUUUAUCAAAAGCUCCACUGCCUUCUCGCAAGUUGGAUGGUGCAAGUGGGAUUUUGGAUUUGGACAAGCUAUGGAAGCCUCCACAAAAUCGGGAUUUUGUGCCCUGUGUUUACCCUGGUGCAAACUAUACAUCUCCUGCAGAGUCACAGGGUUACCUGCUCGUUCAUACAAAUGGUGGGCUCAAUCAAAUGCGGGCUGGGAUAUGUGACAUGGUAGCUGUAGCCCGCAUCAUCAAUGCCACUCUUGUAAUUCCUGAACUUGAUAAGCGGUCAUUUUGGCAAGACUCUAGUAACUUCUCAGAUGUCUUUGAUGAAGAUCAUUUUAUUAGCGCUCUAGCUUAUGAUGUAAAGGUCAUAAAAAAGCUCCCCAAGGAACUAGCAACUGCUCCUAGAGCAGUUAAGCAUUUUAGAAGCUGGUCUGGUAUAGAUUAUUAUCAGAAUGAGAUAGCUAGCAUGUGGGCUGAUUAUCAGGUUAUCAGAGCUGCUAAAUCUGAUUCUCGUCUGGCAAAUAAUAACUUGCUUCCAGACAUUCAGAAGCUGAGGUGUCGUGCUUGUUAUGAAGCCCUCCGUUUUGCACCCCAAAUUGAGGCAAUGGGAAAAUUGUUGGUGGAUAGAAUGAGGUCCUAUGGUCCUUACAUUGCUCUACAUUUACGAUAUGAGAAGGACAUGCUGGCUUUUAGUGGAUGCACGCAUGAUUUAUCCCCUGCUGAAGCUGAAGAACUUAGGAUGAUCAGAGAAAACACAGCAUAUUGGAAAGUAAAGGGUAUUGAUUCCAGGGAACAGAGAGCCAAAGGGUAUUGCCCCUUAACUCCAAAGGAGGUUGGAAUUUUCCUAAUGGCUCUUGGAUACCCAUCUAGCACUCCCAUAUAUAUUGCUGCAGGAGAGAUAUAUGGGGGUGAUUCUCAUAUGGCAGAUUUGCAAUCUCGUUAUCCCAUAUUAAUGAGCAAGGAAAAACUGGCAUCCAUUGAUGAGCUUGAACCGUUUGCUAAUCAUGCAUCUCAGAUGGCUGCACUUGAUUAUAUUGUAUCAGUUGAAAGUGAUGUAUUUAUUCCUUCGUACUCUGGAAACAUGGCAAGAGCAGUUGAGGGUCAUCGUCGUUUUUUGGGACACAGGAAAACAAUUUCUCCUGACAGGAAAGCUCUUGUUCAUCUGUUUGACAAAAUUGAGCGGGGAUCCCUGAAAGAAGGCAAAAACCUAUCAAAUAAAAUUAUGGAACUGCACAGAAAAAGGCAAGGGUCUCCAAGAAAAAGAAAAGGCCCCAUCUCUGGAACAAAGGGCAUGGAUAGGUUUCGUUCAGAAGAGGCAUUUUACGUGAACCCUCUACCAGAUUGUUUAUGUCACAAGGAGCCCCCAGAUAUGAACACCUCUAUCAUUAUCAGGUAGAUUAGUUGCAGCGGAACAAUGUCCUCCAAAGAAAUACCCAUGCUGGUGGAUUUGCGGCACAUUUUCUUUCCUGAUUAUUUAUAGAAAGCUUCAGUGGUGGCAUUAUAGCGGAUACAGCUGCGGAGUGUGUGUAUAUCUUGAGUCCAGGUAGCUGAGGCGAGGGUGUAUAGAAAUGUAGAUGAAAGGGAGAAUGCAUAAGAGAGAGGAGGUAAAAAGGCCACUGGUCUUAUCAUCUGGCCUCAUUAAUUUCUUGAGGGUAGUUGGUUGGUUUGACGGUGGAGGGGCUUUGGUGGGAAUUCAAUGUGAUACAAUGAGGGUAGCCGUUGGAAAUAAUGUGUUCUUUUCAUGUGACCAUUUUAUUGGUGGUCAUUGAAAACAAAAAUAAAAAGGAAUCAUUUCAUUU